Trichomycterus rosablanca is the source of this 1135-nucleotide messenger RNA. It is a transcript of the gene dhdh.2, whose product is annotated as dihydrodiol dehydrogenase, tandem duplicate 2. Bases 5 to 1009 code for a protein of 334 amino acids. NCBI's taxonomy places the organism in Eukaryota, Metazoa, Chordata, Actinopteri, Siluriformes, Trichomycteridae. The transcript is spliced from 7 exons. The record is from RefSeq and is a predicted model, not a curated record. Gene Ontology annotation, molecular function: nucleotide binding.
CAUCAUGGUGAUCAGGUGGGCGAUCUGCAGCGCUGGAAAAAUCAGCCAUGAUUUCACUGUGGCAUUAAAGAGCCUCCCUGCUGAUCAGCACCAGGUGGUGGCUGUGGCAGCUCGCAACUUGAAGCGGGCAGAAGAGUUUGCUCAGAAACACAGCAUCCCCAGGGUGUAUGGCAGCUAUGAAGAACUGGUCAAGGACCCUGAGAUAGACGUGGUAUACGUGGGCACCAUCCAUCCCCAUCAUCUCUCAGUGAGCCUCCUCUUCCUGAACGCUAAGAAGAAUGUUCUGUGUGAGAAACCUCUGGCUAUGAAUCUAAGAGAGGUGCAGGAACUUGUAGCCGCAGCCAAGAUGAACAACGUUUUUUUGAUGGAAGCUGUGUGGACUCGGUUCUUUCCUGCCUCGUUGGAGAUAUCCCGGCUGCUGGCGGAGGAAGCUGUAGGAGAGGUGAAGCUGGUGCGGGCAGAGUUUGGGGUAGCCAUAAUGAAAAUCCGUCGCUCAGUGGAGAAGGAGCUGGGAGGGGGUGCGCUGCUUGAUAUUGGUAUCUACUGCCUGCAGUUUGCCCUCAUGGUGUUUAACGGGGAGAAACCUGAGUGCAUUCAGGCUACUGGAGUCUGUCUGGAUAAUGGGGCGGACGAGAGCAUGGUGAUCACACUGAAGUUCUCACAGGGAAGGAUAGCAGUGUGUACAUGUACAAUAGCUCUAGAUCUUCCUAAUGAAGCUGUUAUUUUUGGGACUAAGGGAACUAUCAGGGUCCCUACUCAUAUGUGGUGUCCUACAUCACUGAUAGUAAAUGGAAAAGAGACUGACUACCCUGUACCUGAACCUUACCUUCCUACCAACUUUAUAAACAGCACUGGCAUGAGAUAUGAGGCAGAGGAAGUGAGACGCUGUCUGCUGCAAGGACUCAAAGAAAGUCCCUGUAUGUCACACGUGGACUCGGCUCUGCUGGCCGAGAUAAUGGAUGAAUGCAGGAGGCAGGUUGGAGUGAAGUACAUCCAAGACCGUCAGUGAUCUUCUCCCAUUACCAGAUUUCAGAGUUCAGUGGUUUACUACUUAUAAAUGUCUAUUCAAUGAAAACAGAUUAUGCUCUUUUGAGCUUGAUUUAUACUCUUAUAAUUAUAAAUAUAUAUACUGUAA